AUGCCACCAAAACAAGACUGGGAAAAGUAUAAGACUCCAAUUGACGAGGAAUCCAGUAAGGAGAAGAAGGAGGAGCAAAUUGCGCCUUUGACAGAAGGUGAUAUUCAAGUUCUGAAGACCUAUGGUGCUGCUCCUUAUGCAGACAAGUUGAAGGUUACAGAGGAGGAUUUGAAGAAGAUAGAAGCUAGAAUCAAGGAGAAAGCAGGCGUUAAAGAGAGUGAUACAGGUUUAGCGCCCUCACAUAUGUGGGAUGUCAUGGGUGAUAGACAGAGACUGAGUGAAGAACAUCCUUUGCAGGUUGCACGUUGUACGAAGAUUAUUAAAAGCAGUUCUGAAGAAGGAGCCGAGGGAAAUGAAGACGAAGAUGAUGCCAAAUACGUUAUCAACCUGAAGCAGAUAGCCAAGUUCGUUGUGGGGCUUGGUGAACGUGUUUCACCAACUGAUAUCGAAGAAGGUAUGAGAGUUGGUGUUGACAGAUCUAAAUACCACAUUGAAUUGCCACUUCCACCAAGAAUUGAUCCGACUGUGACUAUGAUGACUGUGGAAGAGAAACCAGACGUCACUUACAGUGACGUUGGUGGUUGUAAAGAACAGAUUGAAAAGUUAAGGGAAGUUGUUGAAUUACCAUUGUUGUCUCCGGAAAGAUUUGCUACACUAGGUAUUGAUCCACCAAAGGGUAUACUGUUGUAUGGUCCUCCAGGUACCGGUAAGACAUUAUGUGCUCGUGCUGUUGCAAACAGAACAGACGCAACUUUUAUCAGAGUCAUUGGUUCCGAACUAGUACAGAAAUACGUGGGUGAGGGUGCACGUAUGGUCAGAGAACUGUUUGAAAUGGCACGUACGAAGAAGGCAUGUAUUAUUUUCUUUGAUGAAAUUGAUGCCAUUGGUGGUGCAAGAUUUGAUGAUGGUGCUGGUGGUGAUAACGAAGUGCAAAGAACGAUGUUGGAAUUAAUCACACAAUUAGACGGUUUCGACCCUCGUGGUAACAUCAAAGUUAUGUUCGCAACAAAUAGACCAAAUACAUUAGAUCCUGCAUUAUUAAGGCCUGGUAGAAUCGAUCGUAAAGUUGAAUUCUCUCUUCCGGACCUUGAAGGUAGAGCAAACAUUUUCCGUAUUCACUCUAAAGCUAUGAGUGUAGAACGUAAUAUCAGAUGGGAAUUGAUAUCAAGACUUUGUCCAAACUCUACCGGUGCCGAAUUAAGAUCUGUCUGCACAGAAGCUGGUAUGUUCGCCAUCAGAGCAAGAAGAAAAGUUGCUACCGAAAAGGAUUUCCUCAAAGCCGUCGACAAAGUUAUCAAUGGUUACAAGAAGUUCAGUUCCACAUCUCGUUACAUGCAAUAUAACUGA
Molecule: messenger RNA, 1347 nt
Organism: Kazachstania africana CBS 2517
Lineage: Eukaryota; Fungi; Ascomycota; Saccharomycetes; Saccharomycetales; Saccharomycetaceae
Gene: RPT1
Product: proteasome regulatory particle base subunit RPT1
Exons: 1
Coding region: 1-1347 (448 amino acids)
Biological process (GO): proteasome-mediated ubiquitin-dependent protein catabolic process
Cellular component (GO): proteasome regulatory particle, base subcomplex
Molecular function (GO): proteasome-activating activity; ATP binding; ATP hydrolysis activity
Source: RefSeq, a predicted model, not a curated record